This is a messenger RNA of Maylandia zebra (zebra mbuna), 2144 nucleotides long. RefSeq lists its product as uncharacterized. The record is from RefSeq and is a predicted model, not a curated record. NCBI's taxonomy places the organism in Eukaryota, Metazoa, Chordata, Actinopteri, Cichliformes, Cichlidae.
GAGUUUUCCCCCAACAUUUCUUGGUCCUUCGGAGCCGGAGCGCCUCCAUCGUGUCCCAUCUCCGUGACCAGUCCACGUUGCUCGUCUGUCGACAGCCCACAUACUAGGUGUGUGGUCAAAGACCAAGGGCGUUAAAUUCGAGUCUUGGCCAACGUUCUUAGAAAGCGACCCACGGUGGUGGGGCCCGAUCGAGGUGGACCAGACCCGGCGACACUGACCAGUGUCUUGCAGACUAAAGCCCGGUGACUGGGUUCUGAUCAAGGUGCUCCAAAGGAAAAACUGGAGCACACCCAGGUGGGAGGGACCAUACCAAGUCCUCCUCACUACACCGACCGCUUGCAAAAUUGCGGAACGACCAUCCUGGGUCCAUCAGAGUCACUGCAGGCGUGUCAGUGAAGCCAUCUAAACACAGCUGACGGCAGGCUUGCCCGCUUGUUGUGAUCUCGCCCGGUGGAGGGGUCAGCUUUCCUGGCCGGGGGUCUACUCGCGACAGGAGGGUGUGUUCCGUCGUCAUGACGUGGUGGCUCUUAUCAACUGCAGCGGCCCUGACCAUGGCCGGGCUCCUCACCUUUGCUUCCGUGAGGGACAACAAGUCACGCUACAUGGAGAAAAGGCAGACACUGUAUGACAAAGGAAAGUACACCAAGUUUCCCCAUGGAUACGCCACUAACUUCUGGUGGCAGUUUAUGAACACUACAGCUCACUUGAAUAACAAAACUGACUGCUAUGCAUGUACCCAUAUGCCCCUAUCCUCGCAGACGUCUGGCCUGUGGCCGUACAGCAUACCUGAAGAUCGCAGUUGGUGCCUGUUGGGCCUGGCAACACAUCCAGGCUACGGUACUCUUUGGUCCAAAGCCAACUACAGCAUCCCAGCAAAAGCAACCUGGAGGUCAUCAUCACUCACAAAUGUGAACUGUUCCGGACAGACCUACCUACUUACCUGGCCCCAAGUCUCAGACCCACUGCCUGAUGUAAUUCUACUGAACAAACUGAACGCAUCACAACUGCCAGUAUGUGUGAUGAACAAUGGAUCGCGGGCAGUGGGGGAGCUGCCUACUCACCUAUGUAAGUCCAUAUACACUUUCUGCCCACCAAGGAACGAGAGGAAGUGUAUGGCCUGUUCAAUCAACGCCACCUGUGCCAGUGACACGACGCUGAUGGGCCUAAACUGUCGCUCCGACUACAGCUACCGAAUGCCACUAAAAACAAAGACUCAGUACCAGACAGGAUGUGCACGGACGGCACCCAGCAGCAGAGGAACCAGAGUUUUGGCUGACUGGUACUUCCUAUGUGGCAACAAGGCUUAUCUGUCACUCCCUGAAGGUUGGGGAGGUCUGUGCGCCCUGGUGGAAUUAUCAGAUCACGUUUUCUUCAUGCAAAGUGUUGCACAUCACCCAAGCAGCCGGCAGAGACGUGAAGUGGACAUCGCCUCCCCCAAUUCUUUCGGCAUUACCGUGGACACUGGAGUGCCGGGAGAGUUUCGCAUCUGGGGAGGAGGAGUGAAAUUCUUACAGAGCUUGAUCCCCGGCAUUGGAGUUGCCGAGGUGCGGGAUCACGUGGAGAUCAACCGAUAUGCUCUGCUACGACACAUCAACUUGACUAAGACCCUGGGAACUGCCUUAGCAGGAGAACAGCAGGCCAUCAGAACGAUGGUGCUGCAGAACAGACUGACACUAGACCUGCUAACAGCAUCACAAGGAGGAGUUUGCAAGCUGAUCGGGGAAACAUGUUGCACUUUUAUCCCUGAUGGAUACGAAACUGGAGGAGACAUUUAUGAAGCUUUGCAGAAUUUGACCGCUCUGCAAAAAUAUGUCACUGACCACACACCUGGAGCAGCUACAGCACAAGGCUGGCUUGACUGGCUGUUCAGCGGUUCAUGGCUGGCUGCUGUAGCAAAGCCAUUUUUUCUUCUAGGUCUCAUCAUGAUAGCACUGCUCAUAUUAGUGUUGUGUGUCUUGCCAUGCCUAAGAGUAAUGAUUUCAAAGAUGAUAACAACUACAAUGACUGCUUAUGUUGCCGUGCCUCAAGAAGAACAACAUCCCGUUGCAAUUCUGUUAGAGGAGAACUUGUACUAGCUGCUAAUAAAUGACGUGGUGAUUAAAAAUGACUUGUCAAGUGAUCAUGCACUGAUUAAAACAUUAGUA